Exserohilum turcica Et28A is the source of this 1107-nucleotide messenger RNA. RefSeq lists its product as uncharacterized. Bases 1 to 1107 code for a protein of 368 amino acids. The record is from RefSeq and is a predicted model, not a curated record. The transcript is spliced from 4 exons. Lineage: Eukaryota; Fungi; Ascomycota; Dothideomycetes; Pleosporales; Pleosporaceae.
AUGAUCUCCCGUAGAAAGCACGACGGCGAGGUGCAUGGCUAUGUGGAUCCAACUGUUGAACUCAACCUUGGACUCUGGAUUCUCUUUGCUGGUGCAACCGCCUUUCUUGCUCUUAGAGUAUGGGUCAAAGUAACCCGCCGACAUGGCUUGUGGUGGGACGAUCACAUUCUGCUUGUCGCAUGGGUGAUACUCGCCGUGAACAACUCCCUAAUAACCCUUGAAUAUGCUACCGGCUAUGUUACCAACACAUGGGACGACCGCAUGCACAUUCUCAUCAACGUUACUUCCUGCGGCACUCUCGUCAACCAAUCCCUUACCAAGACAGCCUUCGCAGUCACGUUGCUGAAGCUGACCAAGAACUGGGGCCAAUGGAUCCUCUGGUUCUGUAUUGGGUCCAUGAAUGCCUACAUGAUUGCAAAAGUUGUCCUGCAGUGGGCAAAAGUCUGCGGCAAGAGCUCCUACGACGUCUGGUACCGCCUCGAUAUCUGCCUCCAUCCCAAGUUCCGCGACGACUUCAAGGAGGGCGGCAAUGUCUACAACAUCAUCAUGGACUUUGUCCUCGCAGUCUUCCCAUGGGUCAUCACGUGGAAUCUAGACAUGCGCAGGAUCGAGAAAAUCGGUCUCUGCGUUGCUAUGAGCCUGGGUAUGAUUGUUGCAGUCAUCUCAGCCAUCCGCACCAGCUGGAAGGACGAGGGCAACAUAAAAGACGAAUGGUACUUUUGGCGCAACGCUCACUCCAACAUCUGGUACUCAUCGGAAAUCGUCGGCACCAUCAUUGUCCAGUGCAUUCCCGUCAUGCGUCCUCUUCUCCGCGACAUCAAAACCUCACUCACAUCAAAAAAGCUGGCUUCAUCAGCUGAUGAGUUGACCGCGCGCAGCAAAGGACCCUCGACUUUCGGAUUCGGAUUCGGGCCCGGUCCCACGGUUGGCAGCAGAUCAUCGCACAAAGCACACGUCUACUCGGACGCGCGCACGACCCUCAACGAAACCAAGAGCGAGCCACUGAUGCCCGACUCAUGGGAUAGCCAAGGCAUCUACACCAAGAGGGAAUUCGAAAUGACUAGCAUGGAAGUCAAAGCACAGAGGGGCGACAAUCACAUAGUUUGA